This is a messenger RNA of Penicillium bovifimosum, 951 nucleotides long. RefSeq names its product 4-hydroxybenzoate octaprenyltransferase. The coding region runs from base 1 to 951 and encodes 316 amino acids. Gene Ontology annotation, biological process: ubiquinone biosynthetic process. The record is from RefSeq and is a predicted model, not a curated record. Gene Ontology annotation, molecular function: 4-hydroxybenzoate polyprenyltransferase activity. NCBI's taxonomy places the organism in Eukaryota, Fungi, Ascomycota, Eurotiomycetes, Eurotiales, Aspergillaceae. Gene Ontology annotation, cellular component: mitochondrial inner membrane. The transcript has a single exon.
AUGGUGCGAGCAGGGGAGAAAGCAGAUGCUCCAUCGCACGGCAAGAUCUUGGACUCCCUUCCCGCUGGUCUCGCACCAUAUGGCGAGCUGAUGCGAAUUCAUCGACUGUUGGGGUUCUACCUUAACACCUCCCCUUAUCUUGUUGGCGUUGCAUUUAGUGCAUCGAUCGCAUCCACAAAGGUACCAAUCGGUGUCCUAUUGAACCGCGCAAUUCUUCUGUCAGUCUGGUCCAUCUUCUUGCGCUGUGCCGGAUGUGUCUGGGACGACCUCAUCGACAUGGACUUGGAUAGCCAGAUCUCCCGUACAAAAGAUCGACCACUCCCGCGAGGAGCCGUGUCACCAAUAACCGCCUUCCUUCUUACAGUUUCUCUCUUCGCCUGUGGAGGAAGCGUCCUGGUCUUUCUUCCUUCGCCUUGCGCUGCGGAUUGUUUGAUCAUAACGUUCUUUGCACUGCUGUACCCUUUCGGCAAGCGGUUCACUGAUUAUCCCCAGAUCACCUUGGUGAAUAUUGGAUGGGCUGUUCCAAUGGCAAUGCACAGUAUUGGCCUAGACCCUCUAUCUCAAAUCAAGCCUACUGUAUGCAUGUUUCUCUUUAUUGGCCUGGUCAUCAUCAUGAUCGAUGUCAUUUACUCACGCCAAGACACGGCGGAGGACUUGAAGGUCGGGGUGAAAAGCAUGGCGGUCCGGUUCCGGAACUCUAUUCAAAUUCUGUCAUACUCUCUCCUCUACGCAUCAACUGGAUUUCUCGCAAUUGCUGGAUAUUUGACUGGACUUGGCCUACCAUUCUUUGUGUUGUCGGUUGGUGGACACUUCGUUGGUUUCUCGGUCCUCCUUCGUGUGACACAGGUAGGAAAAUCGAGCGGUGUUGAGGCAUACGCCAAAUCUGCGUUUUUCCUGGCUACACUGUUCUGGUUAUUCGGGUUUGCGAUUGAAUAUUGCAUGCGCGGAUAG